CAUGCCUACGUUUAACAUAUUGAGUCAGUCUCAAGAGAUGGACAAAACUGCGGAAUCUUGUUGGGGGAUGGGGUCACAGGACAAUAGUCAAUUUGUCAAAGAGAUUUGCAAAACUGCAGAUGAAGUGGCCAAAAAGGCUUUUGAGAGCUAUUCUUCCAAUCCAUGUACAGCAAUCAUAGUGAAGCCUAAUCAGGAACAAGAGGAUCUUCCCAAACAAAAGUGUUUUGCUAUGUCACCAGUGAAGUACACUCCAUCAGAGCAUUCGCCAAAGAGGAGGAAGAGAGAAAAGGGUAAGAAAAGAGCUGACAAUGAAUUUUUGCCUCCACUGAAGGAAAUAGUUGGACCUUUCACAGAAGAUCCAACAGAGAGCCCACCAGAUAAUGAAAUAGAG
Molecule: messenger RNA, 391 nt
Organism: Cuscuta europaea
Lineage: Eukaryota; Viridiplantae; Streptophyta; Magnoliopsida; Solanales; Convolvulaceae
Source: the annotation of a GenBank genome assembly